This is a messenger RNA of Adelges cooleyi (spruce gall adelgid), 647 nucleotides long. RefSeq lists its product as uncharacterized. The transcript is spliced from 6 exons. The record is from RefSeq and is a predicted model, not a curated record. Bases 91 to 459 code for a protein of 122 amino acids. NCBI's taxonomy places the organism in Eukaryota, Metazoa, Arthropoda, Insecta, Hemiptera, Adelgidae.
UUGUAUACAGCAAAUGCAGGGAUUUGCGAAGAUCCGUCGGAACUAGCCACACUUUAUAAUAGCAUUUUAAAUCAAGGCAAAUCUGUCAACAUGGCUACAGUAAAAGAGUACAUAUUACAAGAAGACGUACGCGUGGAAUUCGAUUUGUCUAUAUUCGAUGACGAUAGGAUACUCAGUUCCGUGUGGAGUAUUAAAAUGUCAAAGGACGAAUUUAUAACACUAAUAACAUCAAGAUUUACUUAUUGGCAACUAUAUAAUAUUUUUACGGAUAUCCACAAUUACGAUUCAGUUAACAAGAGUACAGUUAAAGAGUAUUUACGGAAGACACUACAUCUGGAAGAAAUCGAAGUGAUAACUGCACCAUUGAAAGAAACUGGUAUGACAUGGGACGAAUUUUAUUCAUUAAUGGUUUUUAAAAGUCAUCCUAUACGCUACAGUAUCGACCAGUUGAGGAUUUAAACAUUUGCAACCCCCAAGGCUACAAUUUACUGCAACAUCCUAUCGCCGUUCGCUGUAUUGAUAAAAUCAUACUUUUUAAAUUAUUCAAUUUAAGUUUAUUUAAAUCAAAAUUCAAGGUUUAUGUAUUAAUUUUUAAAACUUUAGAGGGUGUGUGUUUUUAUUGUAUUAAUUGAAUACUGUACUAUUUG